Eriocheir sinensis (Chinese mitten crab) is the source of this 929-nucleotide messenger RNA. Its product is annotated as hemicentin-1-like. The record is from RefSeq and is a predicted model, not a curated record. NCBI's taxonomy places the organism in Eukaryota, Metazoa, Arthropoda, Malacostraca, Decapoda, Varunidae.
UUCCGCCGACCAAGAUAGAAAUCAUAACCAGAAUAUCACCCGUGGAGCUGGGCGAGAAGAACGACGUGGGGUGCAGAGUAAGUGGAGGGUCACCGCCAGCUCGAGUGGUAUGGCUGCAGGGAGGGCGAAUUGUGGAUGCCAACUCCACCGUGACCCCUUCGGGCAGCACCGUGAACGACCUGCAGGUGCCGGCCUCCAGGAAGGACCUGCGGCUGCCCUUCACAUGUCAAGCUUCCAACAAUGACGUUACGACUCCUCUGGUCGCUUCCCACCACCGCAACGUUAGCUGUGGCCCGCUCAGCGUCACUAUCACCUCUGAUGACAAGCCGCUGGUGACGGGGCGGACAGCUGAGCUGGUGUGCGCAGUGGUGGGCAGCAACCCGCCGCCACUCAUCACAUGGUUCCUGCAGGGGAAACAAGUGACUCCAGUAACGUCCCAGGUGGACGUGAGCGAUAACAAGACAGUGAGUGCUCUGACACUUAGGGUGGAACGGCGACACCACCACAGCCAGUUGGUGUGCCGCGCCAAGCACCCCAGCCUGCCACGGGAGACCAAAGAAGCAAUCUACAGCCUCGAUGUGUCAUAUAAGCCCCUCGUCAACCUUAGCUUGGGCCGAACGCUGGACGCUCGCACCCUCAAGGAAGGCAUCGACCUCUUCUUCGAGUGUUCCAUCGAUGCCAAUCCGCGACCGUAUAAGAUACGUUGGCUGCAUCAGGGUGAGGAGCUAGUGCACAACGUAAGUGCCGGCGUGAUUGUGGGCGAUGCAACGCUGGCCCUGCAGGCAGUCAAGAGGCACAGGUCAGGGCGCUACGAGUGCGAGGCAUCCAACGUUGAAGGUGACUCAAAAAGCAACGUGGUCAGCAUCAAUAUCAAGUGUGAGUACGACCUUGAGGAGCCUGAACGUUUAGAUUCAGUGAUGUACUUCUAA